This is a messenger RNA of Austrofundulus limnaeus, 2819 nucleotides long. It is a transcript of the gene bnipl, whose product is annotated as BCL2 interacting protein like. Gene Ontology annotation, cellular component: cytoplasm. NCBI's taxonomy places the organism in Eukaryota, Metazoa, Chordata, Actinopteri, Cyprinodontiformes, Rivulidae. Gene Ontology annotation, biological process: apoptotic process. The coding region runs from base 1697 to 2755 and encodes 352 amino acids. The transcript has 8 exons. The record is from RefSeq and is a predicted model, not a curated record.
GAGCUGGAGUCAAUUCUUCUUUGUUUUUGUUUACCUGUUGAGGAUUUUGUUACAGUAGAUGUGACUGAUGAUCAGACUUUCCAGAGAUCAUUUGUCAGAGACAAACAGAAACUCAAAGUUCCCACGCUGUGUGAGACACUUCAGUUACAUGUAGGAACUUUGACCUUCAGUCUGAUUGGACAAUGGUACAAAUCAACCAUGGAGGAUCCAGGAAAGAUGAAGAAACCUGGAGUUCUCAGGAGAUGGAGAACACUUGAGUUCCCUUGAAAGAUGGAGAACCCUGGAGUUCCUUUGAAAGAUGGAGAACCCUGGAUUUCCCAGGAGCAACGGUGAACCCUGGAGUUCCCUUGGAAGAUAGAGAACCCUGGAGUUCCAUUGCAACAUGGAAAACCCUGGAGUUCUCAGGAGAGAUGGAGAACCCUGGUGUUCUCAGGAAAGAUGGAGAACCCUGGAGUUCCCUUGAAACAUGGAGAACCCUGGAGUUCCCAGAGGAGAUGGAGAACCCUGGAGUUCCCUUAAAAAUGGAGAACCCUAGUGUUCUCUUGAAAGAUGGAGAACAUUCAAGUUCCCAGGAAAGACUGAAAACCCUGGAGUUCCCUUGAAAGAUGUUGAACCCUGGAAUUCCCAGGAGAUAUGGAGAACCCUGGUAUUCCCUUGAAAGAUGGAGAACACUUGAUUACCCAGGAUAGAUGGAGAACCACAGAGUUCCCAGGAGAGAAGAAGAACCCUGGAGUUCUCUUGACACAUGUGGAACCCUGGAGUUUCCAGGAGAGUUGCAGAACCCUGGAGUUCGCAGGAAAGAUGGAGAACUCUGGAUUUCUCAGGAGAAAUGGAGGACCCUGUAGUUCCCUUGAAAGAAGGCGAACGCUGUAGUACCCUUGAAAGAUGGAGAACCCUGGUGUUCCCUUGAAACAUGGAGAACUCUGGAGUUACCAGCAGAGAUGGAGAACCCUGGCAUUCCCAGGAGAGAUGGAGAACCCUGGAGUUCCCAGGAGAGAUGGAGAACUGUGGAUUCUUUUGAAAGAUGGAGAACACUUGAUUACCCAGGAUAGAUGGAGAACCACGGAGUUCCCAGGAGAGAAGAAGAACCCUGGAGUUCCCUUGACACAUGUGGAACCCUGGAGUUUCCAUGAGAGAUGGAGAACCCUGGAGUUCCCAUUAAAGAUGGAGAACCCUGGAGUUCCCAUUUGAGAUGGAGAACCCUGGAGUUCCCAUUUGAGAUGGAGAACCCUGGAGUUCCCAUUUGAGAUGGUGAACCCUGGAGUUCUUUUGAAAGAUGGAGAACCUUAGAGUUCCCAGGCGAGAUGGAGAACCCUGGAGUUCCCAGGAUAAAUGGAGAACCAUGGAGUUACCAGGAGAGAUGAAGAACCCUGGAGUUCUUUGGAGAGAUGGAGAACCCUGAACAUCUUUUGAAAGAUGGAGAACCCUGGUGUUUCCUUGAAAGAUGGAUAACCCUGGAGUUCCCUUGACACAUGUAGAACCCUGGAGUUCCCAGUAGAGCUGGAGAAACCUGGAGGUCCCUUGAAACAUGGAGAACUCUGGAGGUCUCAGGAGAGAUGGAGAACCCUGGCAUUCCCAGGAGAGGUGGAGAACCCUGGAGUUCCCAAGAGAGAUGGAGAACCCUGGACUUCUUUUGAAAGAUGGAGAACCCUGGACUUCUUUUGAAAGAUGGAGAACCCUGGUGUUCCCUUGAAAGAUGGAGAAUCCUGGUGUUCCCUUGAAAGAUGGAGAACCCUGGAGUUUCCUUGAAAGAUGGAGAACCCUGGAGGUCUCAGGAGAUAUGGAGAACCCUGGAGUUCCCAGGAAAAGUGGAGAACCUUGGAGUUCCCUUGACAGAUGGAGAACCCUGGAGACCACCAUCCCUUCUGCAGCUCCGCCCACCAGCCUCUCCCUAUCAGCAGCAGUGGGGGGUGGGGCUAAGAAGCGUCUGGUGGCGCCGUCUCUCAGCCUCACUCUGAGCCACCCCGAUUCUCAGGACAUGAACAACGACAGCUUCUCAGCAGCUGCACUGUCAGGAACGCCGGAAGAGACGCCGUCACUUGACCUCAACCUGGAGGCUCUGGACACGCCAUCAGACAGUGAGACAGGGACGCUGCCCGAUGGUCUACACGACCUGGAGUGGGAAGAUGAUCUGCCCCAGAUGGGUAAGACUGAAACCAGUAGUGCUGCAGAGCACUCUGAGGGUCUGAUGGAGCUAGAUCAGGUGGACAGCAAAGGGCGACGCUGGAGGAAGUUCUGCAUCUCUGGGCAGGAAUACAGAGUCAAUAUGAGCGUCCUGGAACCGUACCUGCAGGUGUUAUCACAUGGAGGUUACUAUGGAGAUGGGAUGAAUGCCAUCAUCUUGUUCACUUCCUGUUACCUGCCAGAGAACACAGUUGAGAACUAUGAGUACGUCAUGGAAAACCUAUUCAGGUACAUUGUUGGGACAUUGGACCUGAUGGUUUCUGAGAACUAUGUUCUGGUUUAUCUGUGUGCCAUGGCCCCCAGGAACAAACUGCCCCCCAUCAAAUGGCUGCGUCAGUGCUACACCUCCAUAGACAGGAGGUUGAAGAAAGACCUGAAGGGGCUGCUGGUGGUCCAUCCUGCCUGGUACAUCAAAGCUGUGAUCACAAUAGUCAAACCCUUCAUCAGUGACAAGUUCAGCAGGAAGAUUCGUUUUGUUCAGAGUCUUCAGCACCUGGCUGAGAUAGUCCCCACAGAACGACUGCAGAUCCCCCAAACAAUAAGCCAGUACGACAAGAAGUUGAACAGAUGACAUUGCUGAACUUGGUCAGAGGUCAUCUUGAUGACAUCAUCAGCCUGCUGACCUUUGACCUGCA